AUGUUCGACAAAAUGGCGUCCGAUCGGCAGACUAUAGUCGAGCGCGUCGGAGAGGUGUUUCGGCGGCCACAGGUUUCCGGGCGCCUCGUGUUGAUCCCAGCCGCCAAGAAAACCAGCUCGACUGGCUAUAAGAACGUGUUCUACAACCGCAGCAAAAAGAAGUUCGAGGCGAAGGUGCGGGAUGGCGGCAAGCGUGUCCGCCUCGGCUACUUCGAAACCGCCGAAGAGGCGGCCACUGCCUACGCUCGCUCAGAGUACGGCCGCGCCGACGCCGCCAAGCUGCUGCAGCCUCGCCCGGCUCCCACUGCCGCUGGCGCCGAGGCGAUACGGCAGGCGGCGAGGGAGGGCCUCACCCUGUCCACGAGCAGCAAUAGCACCGGCUACAAGGGCGUUAGUUACUGCCCGAAGGAGCGAGGCAGCAAGAAGUACAAGCUGGAGGCAAAGCGGGAGGGCCUCACGCUGGCUACGAGCAGCAGCAGCAGCAGCGGCUACAGGAACGUGAUCUUCAAGCCGAAGGAGCGAGGCAAGAAGUACGAGCUGAGGGUGGGGUUUGGAGGCAAGCAGAACUUUCUCGGCCUCUUCGCCACCGCCGAGGAGGCGGCGCUGGCGCGUGCGCGGCACCUCCGGGACACCACCGCCCGCCUGCUCGAGCCGCCGCCGCAGCAAGCACCGCCGCAAGGCGCAGCAGGGCCUUCCGAGGCCAGCAGCUACGAGGAGGAGGACGCGCCGUUCGAGGUGGGAGGCCGCUGCGCCAUCCGGUACUCCGGCGGCGCCUUGUACCCGGGCGAGGUCGUGGGCUUUGACGGCACGUCGAGCCUAUACUCGGUGCAGUGCGACGACGGCGAGCUGCUGGAGGACAGGGCGGCGAGGCUGCAGGCGCGCGCAGCGGAGCAGGCGGCGAGGGGGUGA
Molecule: messenger RNA, 909 nt
Organism: Emiliania huxleyi CCMP1516
Lineage: Eukaryota; Haptophyta; Isochrysidales; Noelaerhabdaceae
Exons: 4
Coding region: 1-909 (302 amino acids)
Biological process (GO): regulation of DNA-templated transcription
Molecular function (GO): DNA-binding transcription factor activity; DNA binding
Source: RefSeq, a predicted model, not a curated record